CGUCCCCGCCGGCAGCGACGACAUGGACGCCGAAGCCGUGGUCCUCACCGGCGGCGACGUGGAGGACCGGGUAGUCUUCACCGGCGGCGAGGAGGACAAGGACCGCGUCGUCGUCACCGGCGUCGAGGAGGACAAGGACCGCGUCGUCGUCACCGGCGGCCAGGAGGACAAGGACCGCGUCGUCGUCACCGGCGGCCAGGAGGAGAAAGCUGGCGAGCUCUACCGCUUCGGCAACCGGGAGGUGUUCAUCGCAGAGAUGACCCUGUACGAGCUGGUGAUGAUCUGCCACGACGAGACGGGUCGGCUGCUGAACCGGGCGCGUCCGCCGCUCGACAAGCUCCAUGGCCUCGACAUCCUCAACGAAUCGCACCACCUGAUCAAGGAGGAGAUGCGCAAGCUGGAGACGCAGGACGUCCCCGUCCCCGUCCCCGGAGGAGGCCGCCGCGUCGCCCACCUCAUGGUCGGGCUGCACCUCCGCGUCGUCGCCUGGGCCGGCAACAUCGACGGUGUCAAGCCCCACCACUACCUGCCGGGCUUCCUCACGACCGGACAGCGCUACCGCCUCCCUAGCAAGAAGAAGCGCACUGGCACGCUCAUGGAGCUGCUACUCUACUCCAUGAUGAUGGCGUCGAACGCUAUCAAUCCAUUCCUCCCUGAGCAGGUCUUCGAUUUCACCGACUACCCGUAAGAGCACAAGCAGAUGUUGGUUUUAUUCCAGAGUUCAGACUACUAGCUAGCAGUAUUCCAUCGUCCUUAGUAGUAGCAUCUUUUGUUUGCUUGAGCUCCAUUAUUCCGAGACUACCAGUAGUAUGUACUCCCUGUUAAGAUUGAGGUGAU
Messenger RNA from Triticum aestivum (bread wheat), 837 nucleotides. RefSeq lists its product as uncharacterized. NCBI's taxonomy places the organism in Eukaryota, Viridiplantae, Streptophyta, Magnoliopsida, Poales, Poaceae. The coding region runs from base 23 to 688 and encodes 221 amino acids. The transcript is spliced from 2 exons. The record is from RefSeq and is a predicted model, not a curated record.